GUCGUGGGAGUUAGGUUCGGGUGGUGUUGAAGACAUGGACGCGGCUCGAGCGUUAGAGAAAUAUGUGCCGGAAUGGUCAUUGACAAACAAGGACAGGAUUGUGGACGCUCUUACGGCUAAGAUGGCAUUGUUUCAUUUGGGAACCCCAGCCGAGCAUUCUCACUAUCGGAAAAUGAGCGGGCCGGAACUCGGAAACGCCCUAAUGUUAAAUCAGGCCCAGUCAAACUCUCUGGUGGUAGAAACGUAUAAACGUUGGAUCGAGUCGGAGUCGUCUUGUCACAAUCUCCAGCGUGAAGUUGCUGCUCUGAGGAGUGAAGAUAAUGUCCGGUCAAAGACAAAACAAGAGCUUUCUUCCCUUCGAUCUCAGGUGGACCGCUUAAAAGGACAAGUUUCGAUGGCUAAAGAGGUUAACAAAUCCUCCCAAGCUUCGGCCGCGGCAGCUCAUGAGGCUCGGGAUAAAGCUCUUCAAGACCUCGAAACUUUCAAAUUGAAGUGUGCCGAUCUCGAGAAGAAUCUGGCCGAUACGGAGAAGAGGUGUGCGGCUGAGCUGAAGGAAAUGAAGGCGUCUUACGAUCAACUUUUGGCCGAUCACCACAGUCUGAUGAACGAUAAAGAUGAAGUUGAGAGAGCCCGUGACAGGGCGAUCGAAUCACAUAAGGCAAUAAUCGACGAAGCGAAGGGCAUGUUGACCCGAACUGAUGGUGAAAUGGUUAAAGUAUACGCUCAGGUGUCGGAGCUCAUGCUGACCAAACAAUGGUUUUUGACGGAGGGGAUUGCCUGGGUGGUCAAACUGGUUCAUCAGAGUCCCGAGCUGGAGAAGGUCAUUGCCGACCUGGUUAACAGUGUUAACGCGGUGGGGGCGAACGAGGGAAUUAAGCAGGGCUUCAAGGCCGCCCAUGAUUCGGUUCGUUCUGCUGAAGAAGUUCCGGGUUAUGACGAGGGGGCUCAAGACGCAUUGGAUGCUGCGGUAAAAGCUUUCGAUGAGCUCCAGAUCUCCGUUCUUAGAAAAGUUGCGGAUUUGAUAGACAAGCCCUUGUCUGUCAUCCAACAGAGAAGCAAACUUCCUAUUGUAGAGGAGGAUGACAAUGUAACUCAAGUUUAGCACUUUUUACUUUGUAAUCGUACAAUAUUUUCUUUUCUUUUGGCAUGUAACUCGUACAAUCUACUUUGUUUAGAGUAUUCACCUGACAUGUUUUAUAUGAUAUCACGACUUUCGAUAACUUGGUAUCCACUCCUGGCUACUUAGUUCUUAGUUUGCGUCCAAACUUUUACUGUUCGACCAGGUUUUAUUUCUCGGUUCACUUAGGUGACCGAAUCUAGCAAGGAGUUUUUUGUUAACUGUCCUUGAUUAGUAGGUUUUAACGGUCGUACCGAAUUGGGAGCGUACCGCCUGCUUAAUAGGUUUUAUUGCUUUUAGAACUAUUUAAGCCUUCUCGAUCGGCGCGAGGCAUGGGUCGAGGCCCGUUUGUGCACAUUUUUUGGUAUUGUUCGAACUUACACGAAUGCUAUGCUUUAUAUUUACUAAAGUACGGAUCGCUUUAUUUGAUUGCUUAAUCAAAAACCUGGGGAGAAACCCUCCCGGUUACACGGAAAUCAGAAAUUUGUUCGGGGUAUUACCCUCCCGACUUACAUACGGAAUUUGUAAAUAAUCGUAAAAAACAAAAAAAGCGAUUUUUUAGCCGUAUCCGGCUGUUUACAUGAAGCAUUUCUUUAGGUGCACCCCGUUCCAAGUUCUUGGCACGGGGGUUCCAUCGAUUUUCUCUAAUACGUACGAGCCUUUCUCGCUCGCUUCUUUGACUCGAUACGGUCCUUCCCAUUUCGGGGUUAACUUGCCAGGCGCUUCGAUACGGCUUGCCUCAUUGUUUCGGAGUACGAAAUCUCUGACUUCGAACUUGUAAAGCUUGGCACGAGCAUUGUAGUAUUUCUCGAUUUUUUUCUUGUACCUGGCUUCUUUGAUUGCCGUGACGUUUCGACGUUCCUCCAGCAGAUCAAGAUUAGAUCGGAGCUCCCGUUCGUUUUCCUCCCAAAUCUUGCAUCUUUGGUUUGGGAGCCCGAUUUCCGCGGGAAUUACGACUUCGGUUCCGUAAGUGAGACUGAACGGCGGUUCCCCAUUGCUGGUCUUGUGUAACGUUCGGUGAGCCCAUAGGACGUUCGGCAGUUCAUCUGCCCACCCUUUGCCUUCGUAUCCCAGCCUUCUUUUUAUCCCGUCCACGAUCCGCCGGUUUACCUGUUCGACUUGCCCGUUCCCCUGGGGAUGGGCAACCGAGGAAAAGACUUGGUUUAUCUUCAAGCUUUCACACCAGCGCUUGAAUGGGUUCUCCGCAAAUUGUUUUGCGUUGUCGCUAACAAUGUAGAGUGGCAGGCCGAAACGGCAUACAAUUUGCUCCCAGAAAAAUCUCGUUACGUAGUAACCGGAGAUAAGUGUGAAUGGCCGAGCCUCCACCCAUUUGGUGAAAUAGUCUACGGCGACCAACAAAUACUGAGCGCUCCCGCUUGAUCGUGGAAAGGGGCCGACUAUGUCGACGCCCCACUUCUAGAAAGGCCAUGCUGCGGUUACUGGAAUCAUUUUGUUCUUAGCCCGAAGGCUUAUCGGUGCAUGCCUUUGACACUCAUCACAUUGCUGAAGUUUUUUGACUGCACUCUCGUGCAUCCCGGGCCAGUAAUACCCUGCGUUUUUGACCUUGGUCACUAUCAUUUUUGGUCUGGCAUGAAUUCCGCAAAUGCUGUAGUGUAUUUCCCUGAUAAUAUAACUGGCUUGCUCCGGGUCAAGAUAUUUUAGCAACGGUCCGAGAAAAGUUUUUUGAUAUAACCCUCCUUCUUGCAUCUGGUACUGGAGAGAGUUGAUUUGGAUUUUUCUUGCUUCUGCCUUGUCAACCGGUGGGACGUCAUGCACCAAGUAGUUGAUUAUAGGUGUCAUCCAUGUUUGGGACGGAGCUUAUACUUGCAUGACAUGGGGGUGGCAAUCGAUGGUGCGGUUAACACUUCAACCCUUACCUCUUUGGCCAAGUGACUGAAUGAUCCGGACGCAAGUUUACUCAGCGCGUCGGCCUUUUUGUUUUUGCUUCGGGGGACGUGCUCGAUUUUGCAUGAUUCAAACGAUGCCAUGAUUUGUUUUACUUGUUCAAGAUAUUUAAUCAUGUUGGCUUCCCUCGCUUCAUAAUCCCCGUUUACCUGAUUUGCCACGAGUAAUGAGUCUACAUGGGCUACGACGUUUUUUGCUCUGACUUUUUCCGCCAGACGUAGGCCUGCUAAUAAGGCUUCGUAUUCGGCUUCGUUAUUGGAGCUCUUGAAUUCUAAACGGAGUGCGUACGUCAUAUCCGCACCAUUUGGAUCGGUGAGAAUUAAGCCUGCCCCUGACCCUUCGGAGCUCGAAGCUCCAUCUGUGUAUAGGGUCCAAGGUUUGUUUGGAGCUUUCUCAGUUUCUUCGAUUGCUUUUUCUUCUGGUAUUUCCACUAGGAAAUCGGCUACCACUUGCCCCUUCAAAGGUCCCUUGGUUCUGAAAGUAAUAUUGAAUGCGCCUAGUUCGAUCGCCCAUUUUGCCAGGCGACCUGAAACUUCUGGUCAUCGGAGAACAUGCUGGAUUCUUUGGUCCAUUCGUACUUCGAUUGGGUGGGCCUGAAAAUACCGACGAAGCCUUCUAGAAGCAUGAACCAGUGCCAAAGCUAAUUUUUCCAAAUUCGAGUAUCUUGUUUCAUAAUCUUUCAGUGUUCGGCUUACAUAAUAGAUGGGGAUACGUGCCCCGGUUCGGUGAGCAACAAGCACUGCACUGAUUGCUCCAUACGACGCGGCUAAAUAAACUGUCAAUACUUCGUCUUUUUCUGGUACAGUGAGCGUCGGUAGAGUACCGAGACAAGUUUUAAGUUCUUCAAAAGCUCGUGUGGCUUCUUCGGUCCAUUUGAAGUCCGAUCUGAAGCUUUUUCUGAGCACGUCCAUGAACGGGAGAGAUCUGUCUGCUGCUUUCGACAGGAACCGGUGGAGGGCGGCUAAUCGUCCAUUCAAGGACUGAAUUUCUUUAACCGUCGUCGGAGCUUUCAUUGUAAGGACAACAUCGAUCUUGUCUGGGUUUGCUCGCAAACCUUUUGAUCCGACCAUGACCCCUAGGAACUUUCCUUCUUCCACUCCGAAUGUACACUUUUUGGGGUUUAGCUUCAUGUUGAUGCUUCAGAGCCGGGUAAAGGUUUCAAGUAUGUCUUUCAACAUGGUUGCUUCAUCAUGACUUUUGAUCACUAUAUCGUCAACGUAUACUUCUAAGUUCCGUUCGAUCUGGUCUUUGAAGGCUUUGUUCAUUAGUUGCUGGUAUGUAGCUCCGGUGUUUUUUAAUCCAAAUGGCAUUUUAGUGAAACAAUAAACUCCUUCAUUGGUGACGAACGCUGUCUUGUCUUCGUCUUCAAUUGCCAUUUGUAUCUGGUGAUAUCCUUUGUAAGCUUCCAGAAAGCAUUUCAGCCUGAAUGUGGCAAUAGAAUCAAUCUUCUCGUCAAUUUCCGGUAAUGGAAAACAAUCCUUCGGGCAAGCAUCAUUUAGAUCGGUGAAGUCGAUGCACAUUCGCCAUGAAUUAUCCUUUUUUCGUACCAUGACUAGAUUCGACACCCAUGUUUGGUACCGGACUUUCCGAAUGAUCCCGGCGUCCAGGAGACUCUUUACAUCUUUUGCGAUUGCCUUGGCUCGGUCCGGUGCCAUGUGCCUUUUUCUUUGUGCUAUCGGCUUUAUUGACUCUUUUACGUUUAGGUGGUGCUGUGCCAUGGAUCUGGGGACUCCCUGCAUGUCGGAGUGCUUCCAAGCGAAAACAUCGAUUGAGUUACUCAGUAAUUCCCACAAAAGUUUCUUUGUUUGUUUCGGGAGCUGUGCACCAAUGGCCACUUGUUGUUCGGGAUACUCUGGGUUGAUUGCCCAAAGCUCCGUGGGUACUUCAGAUUUUUUGGAACUUGUUUCUGCUGCGUGUCUUACCUCAGCUACGAAUGAAUUUGAUUCUGAAAGUAUAGUGGCGACACCUGCUUCGGUGGGAAAUUUAAUGGCGCCGUGUAUCGUGGAACUGAUUGCUCCGAGGGCUCGUAACCCGGGUUGCCCGAGUAUUAUGUUGUGCGAGGAGUGGGUCCGUACGACCAAAAAGGUCAACUGUACGGUUCUGCUCUUGUCACCAUCUUUGAAUGUGGUCGGACGAACUACCUCUCCUGAAAAACUUAUUACAGGGUUUGAUACUUCGAUCAACUUUUUCUUUUUUUGGGGAUUUAGCUGUUGGAAGCAUUGUAAAUACAUUAUCUCGAAAGCACUUCCUCCAUCCACGUAGAUCCGCCGGACCAAGUGUCCUGCGACUACAGCUGAUAUCGUGAUUGGUCCGUCUAGAGCGUCUUCCGGAUCAAUCGGAGGGAAAUACGUGGGCUGGUGCAUCCAAGCUGCCAUAUGCUGAUUCGAUCGCUUUACCCCUCUUGGGUCGACAAACCGAAUCAUUUUGAUUCCGGCCUCGGUGUUCGGGUUAUCGUUUGCUGUCGCGGGCUUCUUCCCAUCCUUUACCUCUUUUACAAGAUGAGAAAGUUUACCGGACCGUACAGCCUUUUCAAUCUCCUCUUUUAGUGCCCAACACUCAUCAGUUGUAUGCCCCUUGUCUCGGUGAUACUCGCAAUACUUCUUGGAGUUCUUAUCCGAAGUGGGUUGCUGUUUUGACGGUGUAGGAAACCGAGUGGUUUCCGUACUGAGGAUUUCGCUUGGUGACUUUGUUAGUUCAGAGAAAGUGUUGAAUCGCACGUUUCCAGUCCGGAAGCUGCUUUGAUCGGAUUUUUGGUACGGACCGCGACUUUUGUUCCAAUUGUUGUUUCUAUCUUUUGGUGGCGAUGUGUUCCGUCUCCAUGACGUGGUUCGAGCUUUGGAAUUUCUAGCGGUUGUUUCGUUCAGCUGACCACAGGCACUCUUCCCUCGGACAAAAGCUCGAGCUCGCUCCAUGAGUACCUCCAUGGUUUUUGGGAGAUCUUCGUGGAGCUUUUCCACCAACUGAUUGUUCCGUACCCCGUGACAAAAUCCGGAGACCCGGAGCUGGUCGACUGCUCCGCUUAUCUGCAUGCUCUCUCGGUUGAAGCGAUCUAUGAAAUCUUCUACGGACUCUCCGUCGCGGCUCUUUAUGUUGUACCUCAGUAAUGUCUUUCUUGCAACGACGCUGCUGGCAGAAGUUUUGCAAGAAUAUACGUCGGAAAUCUUCAAAAUGAUCAAUUGACCCCUCGGGCAGCCCAUCGAACCAUACUCUGGCUGAUCCGGUGAGAGUUUGAGCGAACAUGUGACACCAGGCCGGCAUGGGCCAUUGUUCGACCUUAGCUGCUCUGGCAAAUGCAAACAUGUGGUCGUCCGGAUCGGACGUACCGUCAUAAAAUUUCAAAGUGGGGGCAUUUUUAACUUGGCCGGGAGUGGGGCAUUGACAAUCCGCAUCGUGAAUUUUGACUGAGAAGUCAUAGACGUGGGAUGAUACGGCAUAAUUAGCUCCUGAUGCUGAGGGUUUAAGCCCAAAGAUCCCUGGCGAAACAGGUCGUUAAGACCGUUAUUCAUUGGAGCAUUCGUAAACGAGGAGAAUUGUGCAACACAUGUUAUGGGAGUAAGGAUUGCAGAACUUACCAUAGAUCCAGAGGUGAGAGUGCCGAUAGAAACGGGGUUGCUCCCUGGAUAUACGCUGCUGAACAAGUUCGUGCGGAGACUCUGCAACAUUUCCUCUCGCUGCUGCUGCUGCUGUUGUAGCUGUCGUAACAAGUCGGCGUUCCGUAAUAGGAAGGCAUUGUCGAAAGCUGGCAGCGGUGUUGCGACUGGAGCGGUAACCGAGAGCGUUGUGACAGAGCUUGCGAUUACGGAACUUGCAACUAGAGGUGCCGAUGCUAAACCAGCUGAGACCGCUGCAGCAACUGCUGCUGAAGCAGUUGUGGAGGAAACAUUUCCUUCCCAGAUGUCGUUAAAUGACGGGAAAGUAUUCGUAGGAGCAGCUGUUGUGGAUUCCAUGACUUGGAAGAAACAGGUUUAGCAAAAUGACUUGAGUGAAUUCGAGGGGAUGGCGCCACUGAAGACUCAAAAACUGGUUGAUUCGACCUGGUUAGAGUUAUGACUUCGAUGACCAAGCAAUGAACCUGCAAGAUCACAAGGAAACAAGCACACCAUUAGCCUUGUCACAGGGAGGGGGGCCUCUCUGUGACCAAGCUCGGGCGUGAGAAUAAGUAUUUGUGAGGAGAAGGCAGGUCAGGGAGAGAGAGAGGAGAGUUUAGAGAGAGAAAGUAGCAGUUACCCGUUUUGGAAGUCUAAGUAUGGUAUUUAUAGUCUUUGGGUAUGCUGACGUGGCAAGUUAGUUAGGGCCGGACCAGUCGCUGUCAUGGUAGUUAUGGCCGUGGGGCCAAGUUAGUUAUGGCGUAGCAACAUCUUUGGUAGUUCCGUCUAUAACGUACGAUCCGACCGGGGGCGUGACUGUGGGAGGCCCGACUCUGUAUCUAGCAGUGAUUCGGUCCGACCAAGAACGUAUCCUCAUCAGAGAAAUAGGCGGAGCGCCGACGAAAAACAGUGGCUAGGCCGCUGUUUCGAUGACGACGCCGUCGCCGUCUGAGGCAUUCUGUUGCGGCGGCGAAGGAAGAGAGACAAGACCAGAGAGAAAAAGGGAGCCGACGUUCAGCGGCGACGAUGGAUGGCAGACGACGGUGGUACUUUUGUGCGGCGAGAUUUCACCGUAUUGACGAUGUUGACGUCGGCUGACGGUGGUGGAGCUGUUUGGGCUCCACUUUUUGGUUCAAACACGGUUCGAGUUCUUGUUCAUUCAGUCCAGAUUCGGAUUUGGUUUUGGUUUUGGGGAAUAUUUUGGUUCGGGUCAAACCCGGUUGACUCGGUCAACACCCGAGUCAACUCGGGUCAACAGCAGGUCAACGGUUCACGUUCGGGAUACGGUUCAGGGUUGAAGAUCGGUUUGAUGUUCGAGUUAACUCGGCCCGGGUCAACUCAGCUAAGCUGGGUCAACUCAGUCCAACCUAGUCGACUCAGUCAAACCCGAGUCGACUCGGUCAACAGGUCAAAGUGGUCAACAGAAUGGUUCAAGUUCGCGACUCAGUUCGGUGUUCGGGUCAAGGUUUGGUUCAACUCGGUUUGACUCGGUCAAACCGAGUCAACUCAGUCAACGAAUUGGUCAACACGCGGUCAAACAAGUCAGCUUUGGUAGUCAACGGUCAACAGUCCGGUCAAAACUAGUCAAUGCUUGACUCGGUAAAGUUCAAACGACGCGAAAUUCUUAUCUCGUUAGUUUAAUUAUAGUUCUAGAUUUCAUAUUUAUACGCGACGAGCUCGAAACCGAAUACAUAUAGUGAUUUACUUACUAUUUUGCAUUUUGAAGAAAAUUAUAUUAACAUAUGUUGUUUGAUUGACAAUUGAUUGAGUUUGAUUAAAAUAUC
This is a messenger RNA of Helianthus annuus (common sunflower), 8393 nucleotides long. RefSeq lists its product as uncharacterized. The transcript is spliced from 3 exons. Bases 35 to 1102 code for a protein of 355 amino acids. NCBI's taxonomy places the organism in Eukaryota, Viridiplantae, Streptophyta, Magnoliopsida, Asterales, Asteraceae. The record is from RefSeq and is a predicted model, not a curated record.